This is a messenger RNA of Bemisia tabaci, 1082 nucleotides long. The record is from RefSeq and is a predicted model, not a curated record. NCBI's taxonomy places the organism in Eukaryota, Metazoa, Arthropoda, Insecta, Hemiptera, Aleyrodidae.
UUAUUUUAUCUUCGAGCUGUUUUUCUUUUUUAUCUCGUACAUAAUGAGCUUGAUGAUUUUCUAAUUUCCGAACCCUUAGUCUCUACUCAAGCAUCAUUACAUCUUCGUGUCGCACAUUUUUGAAGCCUGGCUGAAAUCAAGGAACGGCGAAUUUAGAAUGGUGUCCAUCCACUCAGUCCUCGUCACCGGCGCUAAUCGUGGGAUAGGCCUCGAAUUCGUGAAGCAGUUCUUGACAAAUCCAGCCGUAACAUGCCAGGUUGUCAUCGCUGCCUGUAGAACGCCCGAACAAGCUUCUGACCUAAAGCAACUGCAACAAUUUCAUACUAAUCUCCACCUGAUAAAAUUAGAUGUGACUCAGUUUGGAAAUUUUGAAACCGUCGCGGACGAGGUUCGACGUCUUUUGGACGACGAGGGUCUGACUUUGUUGGUGAACAAUGCGGGUGUUUUCACUACAAUGCACGAUCUUGAAAGUUUAAAUGGAGAGGAAUUCAUGUCUAUUUUGGCCACCAAUACUGCCGCUCCUUUAUUGCUGACUAAGGUUUUUUAUCCACUGCUGAAGAAGUCGGCCCAAGCUUUACACGAUGACGGCUUGAGCGUGCAGAGGGCCGCUGUAAUAAACAUCAGUUCAUGUGCAGGCUCCAUCGCACUGUCUGGGAGAGACAAAUACCGGCCUGCGUUUGGCUACCGAGAAAGUAAGGCGGCUUUAGGGACGAGCACACAAACCUUGGCCAAGUUACUGCGUCAGGAUGGGAUCCUGGUCGAAGCUGUUCAUCCCGGCACUGUCGUCACGGACAUGGCGGGGGCAAAAGGUUCCAUCGAUACUCGCACCAGUGUCACAGGAAUGCUCGACGUUAUUCUCCGACUCAGCGAAAAAAAUACAAAUGGAUUUUAUGACUGGAAGGGAGACGUAUUACCGUUUUAACCUAUCAAUUCACGAAACCCUGGCGAGGAAGUGCGCGAAACACCGAUGACUUUUAAGCAAUACCUAUUUAUUUGUCAAGCAUACGCCUGACGAAAGCUGAGACAUAGUUAACAAGUAACCAGAAUUUCUGAAUUUCGUAAAAAUAAAAAUGGAUCGCUGG